This is a messenger RNA of Drosophila gunungcola (fruit fly), 3234 nucleotides long. Its product is annotated as TBC1 domain family member 31. Gene Ontology annotation, cellular component: centrosome. The record is from RefSeq and is a predicted model, not a curated record. NCBI's taxonomy places the organism in Eukaryota, Metazoa, Arthropoda, Insecta, Diptera, Drosophilidae. Gene Ontology annotation, molecular function: protein binding.
GUUCAUUUCAGGGGCAUAACAAAAAGGGAUUAGUCCGAAAAAAACAUUUAUAAAUAAUAGAGUUAUAAAAUUAAAUUGACUACGCACAUGCACAUCCAUGUACAAAUGAAAAACUAGUCUUAAUUUGUACUUUUAAAAUGGAUGGACUGGUAAAGUCAGAAAUAAAGAAGGAGGACAUCACGGGAAUUCCUUCUCUGACUCUGCAUGGCAUCGAAAUCACUCAACAGCAGGACGCAUUAGAUGGAGGAGAGGUAGACUUUGAAGAGGACCUGACCGAGGAGGACCUGGAGCUGGAGUCCACUUUCCAGGAUGUGGACACCGAAGACUCGGAUGUGACCCUCACCCAAGCCGAAAGUCGGCGCAGUUUGCCCCUGAGCGAUGUUCCAAUGCGCAAGUAUCCUUUCAAGCUGAAGCAAAACGAAUUCGGGAACAUCCUGACCGUGCACCACACGGUAAAAGAAGCGGGCCAGCAGUUGCGCAUCCAGAUAGCCGCCUGCUGUUUCAACGAGCUGAGCAACAAACUGGUGGUCAUUGACAAGCGUGGCAAUGUGUUUGUCUUUGACUUUGUGCACAAGCGCUACUGGCGUUUGGGUCUGCGGAUGCCCAAGGCCAAGCUGAUUCGUCCCUCACCUUUGCACACAAGCGACUACAUUGUGGGCAAUAAGGUGGGCCACCUUUAUAUCAUAGACGUGGACAACUCGAUACUGGGCGCCCAUGGAGAGGUGGGCAGUGACCCACUGGAGGAGUUGAGCUGGAGCAAUCGUCUGCAGAAUCCCCGCUCCGCCAAUGCACUAAUGCGCUUUGGCGGGGAGGCUGUCCUGGUGAAUCUGCACACGCUGGAGGUGUCCCAUCAGCUGGACUUCGAUGAGUCGCGGUACACCCUGAAAUUUGCCGCCUUCCUGCCAAGCUCCGAUCAGUUCUUCAUUGGCUUCUCCAACGAUUCGCUGCAUGUGUGGUCAUCGCACUCACUGGGCACUUUGCGGAUGGCGCAACCGAUCAAAGCCCGCAAUCGCAGGCUGAGACUGCUGCCAGCGGGAGAAUCCAUUCCGCAGUUUGCACUUCGUUCCCCGGAUGAAAGUGACUUUGAGGAUGACUUGACGUUCGACUGCCAGGACUAUGACUUUGCCGAUGGACUGCUACUGGGCUUUUGUUUCACCCCCGAUGGCAACAAGAUGUGUCUGAGCACCUUGGAUGGCUACUUAUUGGUCUUGAGUGUGGCCUCUUUCGAUCUGGAGAAGCUGUAUCGCCUGAACGACUUUAUUCUUCGCCAAAUGGCCUUCCUGGCGCAGCCCAAGGAGCGCAUAGUGUUUGGUGUAACGGCCCGGAAUCAAGCCGUCAUGUUGGAUUUGAGCAACACAGAUCACAAGCUCAUCGUACAACGCUCCAAUGCAAUCAGUCUGAGCCUGAGUCGGGAUGGCAAGCUGCUGAGUGUUACCUCGCUCUGUGGCGAGGUGAAUGUGUGGUCCACCUGUCGACUGUUCAACGCCUUGCAAGCCCAAACCCGCUGCCUCAACCAGAUGAAGACCACAUUCAAACAACCGAAAGCCCUGCCGCUGUGCAGUGUCGCUGGAGGAGGCAUGAACCAGGAACUGCGGCAUCUUCUCAAGCCAGAGCGGCUGAGAGCCAUGCUCAAGGAGUACGGCUGCUAUCCGGAGAAGUAUAGGUUCCUUAUUUGGACAUCCUUUCUGGAACUGCCCUGCAACGGGCCACAGUUCCAGGCGCUAAUCAAACUGGGACCACCUUUGAUGGUCAGAAAUCAGGCCAAGAAGCUGAAGAUUCGCAACGAGGCGCAGCGGCGUUUGGUGAUCAAGAUCUGGAGCUCCCUGGCCCAGUGGUGCAAGGUCCUGGCCCACGCGGACUUCAUGCCGCACCUCAUUUACCCGUUUGUGAAACAGCUGCCCAAAAACAGUCUCGUUUGCUUCGAGGUGGUCGCCACUCUGGUCCUGAACCACUUUCAGCUGUGGUUUGAGUUCCAUCCGUUGCCGCCGUCCAAUUACCUGGCCAUGUGCGAGAAUAUCCUGCAGCACUGCGACGCACAGCUCUGCAAGUUUUACAAAUCUCAAGAAAUCCUGGCCAAGGACUACGCCUGGUCCCUGCUAAGCACUGCCUUUUCGGAGGUCCUGGAGGAGCAGCAGUGGCUGUCGCUGUGGGACAACAUCGUAUCGGAACAGCCCUGGUUCCCCGUCUUCCUGGUGGUGGCCUACAAUCUGAUCCACCGUGAGGUCAUCAUACGACUGCCGGACAAGCGAUCCGUACUCUCGUUCUUUCACGAGCAGAACCCCGUGGACAUUGGCAAACUUCUGUCGAAGGCGCGCAGACUAAUUGCCAAAUGUGAGCUGGCCUUGCACCCGCAGCGUUUUAUGCAACGCUUCAAUGCCAUUCCGAAGGGCGUGUAUCCCAAGUUCCUCAAGUAUCCCAGCGAGUGGAUCGAGCAGCAGGAGGAGCAGACAGCGUCCCUGAUGAAGCACAACCAGGAGAUGGAUGCCCGCAUACGCCAUCUAGAGCUGGAGGAGGUCCAGAUCAUGGAACGCCUCGAGAACGGCAUUAAGCAGGAGGAGCAUACACGUCGCCUCAAGGAGAUGGAGAAGCUGUACCAGGACACCAUCCACCGCGAGGAGGAGCGCAUCACCUGCCAGCGCAAGAUGCUGCUCACCUACCAAAUGGAGGUGCGCCGGCGCAAGAGCGAGGUCAUCACCAAGCUGCAGGAGUCCGAGCAGCGGCGCAAGGUGAUGGAGAUGGAGAAGGACAUUGACCUACUGAUGCACGGCAUCGAACGGGAGCGUCGGCGCCACAACCAGCAAAUGCAGCUGGCCGAGGAUGAGAUACGCAACCAAGAGAUGGAGCUCAUCGCCCAGCGCUACUAUUCGGAUUCAGCGGGUGCCCCGCUGGCCCAGAAGUACUAUGACAACAUUCAGAAGCUGUGCACUCAGCGGGAUCAACUGCAGCAGAACUUGCGUGAUAUGACCAUGGAGCAUCUGCGCACUCCAGCAUCGGCAUCGGCGCAAUAUAAUCCCCAGCUGGUGGACAUCGAGAACUCCAUUCUAGAAAUCCAGCGCGAGUUUACGGAAAUCAUAACCACAGAGACGACUACUAGGGGAUGUAGAAGCAAUUUUUCUUAAACAUUAGCAAACAGAAAUUAAGGCAUUUUUGUACAAUUAAUUAUCUAAGCUAGGGUUAUUUACAUGGCACCGGAAAAUAAAUAAAUAAACAGGGCAUCCUGGUUACUUUUUAGCC